GGAUCUUUGUUCGUUAAACGUUUUUGAGCUCCCUCGUCGUUUCCUCUUCAACAUAACACGUCCCUAUAAAUCUGCUUCAUUUCUUGUUCGUUUUCUGAUCUCUUUUUCUCCGUUCAUGAUUGACGAACGUUGCUUCCAUUUCAAAAAAUAACCGUCGGCAACCGCCAAUCGGCGAAAGAGAGAAGAAAGAAAUUUAUUCACAUCUCGUGUUUUGCUUUCUGGUUUGUUCCGGUUUUAUAUCAAUACGAUCCCGUGUAUCAGUCGUAAAGGCGAAACACACAAACUGUACAGCGCACACUUCUCCUCUCGUUUCUUUUUCAACUGCAAACGUGAAAAAGGGGGAAAGAGACGUUGCUGCUGACUCGACGGUGCCCGCGGCGCUCUUUUCGUUGAACCUACCUCGGCCGUUGAUGCGUUCGUCGAUUGAUCGUCUAUAACAUUCUUUCAUUACUUCAUUAAAUUGAAGACAACCGGAAAAAAAAACCAUAUGUAUAAGAAUCGAAAAGAAGCGGAAGGAACUGUGUUAUAAAAGUAAGAAGAAUUCUUUGUGUUUGUUUUCCUCUUCCUGCAACUGACUGUAUUUUCGUUCUUCAUUUGAAUUCCAGAGCGUUGUAGGGGUUUAUCCAAAAACACAUCUUUUUCUCUUGCCUCUGUUGAGUAGACUUCGACACACGCUCUCUGCUUAUACGACACGUCUAACGUAAAAGUGACAGAGUUCCUUUUAAUUUUUUUUUAUUAACGUGAGAAUCCUCGCAAGUCGCCGCCGUAUACCGCACGAUCUGUUCUUUUUCCCCUGUCUGUCGAGAGAUUCACGACUCAGAAGAAAGUGACUUUCUUUGUGAUUGUUUUUUGUUGGUGUUGUCUAUCCUCCCCACAAUUUGUUUCGCCUCUUUUUUCUCCUUCGUUGUUGAUCCAGAUACUAUAGCGUGUGCGUUACAGUUAUUGCGCUCUCGGCUCACCAACGCGGUAGACCUUAUUUGACGUUAUCGCACACAUCACGGUACCCUUUCUAGGUUUGUCUGCUGCCCGCCUUCCUCGUCCGUACACACUGUUUUGAAACAACGAAGCUUUGCGACUUCACUCACCGAAGGGUAACAUAGCAAAAAGAAAAAAAAAACACAUAUUGCCUCGUGGUUCUUUUUUUCCGUUCGUAGUUUUCUACACGUAUCUGUACUAGUGAGUUUUUUUUUGGUGUCUGCGUACGUGCGUGUCUCUGUGUUUGCCCUGUGAAGCCCUAGUCACACCCUUUCAACCAUGAUGUCCACUCUUUCUCCCGUGCCGGCGAGCCUUCCGCAGGAGAGCCAGGUAAUUCACGGCAAGGCGUACCGCCACAAUCCUUAUGCCUUCAAGCUGUUGAACGAAAAAGACCGCAAUUCCGCGGUGAUGUCCUUCCUCGCGCUCUACAACAACCUCAACACUGAUGGGCAGCUGCAGAUGCUGAAGAAGGUGCAGGACACGAUGGAGCCUCGCAGCAGCAACUGCAGCACUUAUAGCUCCGCCUGCCCGUCCCCGGCACCGCAACUGCUGGACGCAGAGGACGUGGAGGCCGGCGCCAAGAGUGCCGCGGCAGACAGCGGCAACGACGACGGCGUGAGUGAGACGAGUAGCGACUACGGCAGCGGCGAUCACAGCAACGGUGUCGCCGUCGCCACUGCUGCCGCGGCGGCAAAGGAAGGCUUGGUCGACUUCGCCGUGACAGGCUCGCACCUUCUGCCCUUCGACGCUUUGCCCGGCUCAGCCGCCUCGGUGGUGGCGCCGACGGUGAUCCGCUACGCCUCCGUGAACUUCCGCUUUGGCUCUGCGUGGUUUGUCGCCCCCUUCCGCACCUUUGCGGGUGACAUGGUGGUCGUGCAGUACCCCGGCAAUAACAACAGCGUGCACAUGGGUCUCGUGAGCGGCAUCACCACCGCCAAGCCGAUCACCUUCUACACGGAGGACAACAUGGACUCGAACUACCUGUCCCCCGAGGAGCUGCAGACGGCGCCGCGGCUGCUGCGCCACGCACGCGACUUCGACAAGGAGGCGAAGCUAGACUUGCGUAACCACGACCUACGCUCCCUCGUGAACGCCCGCCGGCUGGCCGAGGAGAUGGGUGCGCCCAUCCAGUUCCUGGACGCGGAGUGGCUGCUCGACCUGAGUGCCGUGACCUUCCUCGUGAACGUAUUCGCCAAAGACGAGCUGGCUGAUCAGCUGGUUGACGAGCUUGCCUUUCAGGAAGGCGCCGAGGUCGUGUUUACGUACCCCGUCUCCGCUUCGAUGUAUUGA
This is a messenger RNA of Leptomonas pyrrhocoris, 2265 nucleotides long. RefSeq lists its product as hypothetical. The coding region runs from base 1255 to 2265 and encodes 336 amino acids. The record is from RefSeq and is a predicted model, not a curated record. The transcript has a single exon. Lineage: Eukaryota; Euglenozoa; Kinetoplastea; Trypanosomatida; Trypanosomatidae.